CUCUUUGAGACGUGCGUUACAUAUGGUCUAGCACAUGCUUAUUGAUAUCACUUACUAAUCGCUUUCAGCAUUACGUUUAAGUUCAGUCUAUGUGCAAAAUGGUUCAUUAAGCCUAUGUUUUUGUCUUUUUUCGUUUAGGUGCAUAAAUAAUUUCCUCACGUUAUUAACAACUAACUUUCAACCAGCUAAUAAACCCUCCAAUUUGUCUUUAUAAACAUGCCGAAAAAAGUAGCAAAAGUUGAUAGCGUUGAUACAUCCAAAGAAAUUUUAAAUCUUGAGUUGGAAGGAUAUUCACCGGGUAUUAGUGAUCGUGAUAGCAUUACAAUCUUGUUGAAACAUCUUUUCCCUAACGACUGUGUUAUCAAUAUUGAGAACCUUGCCGAAUAUAUUGUGUCACAAGACUCAAUUGGUACUGUAGUUAAACCUACAUGUGAUGAUGAAAGCGAUGAUGAUGAUGACGAUGAUAAUAUAGUGUUUGCAGUGACCAGCGUGGUAGAUUUAAGCCAUGAGUCAGCUAUGAAACACUCCGUAGUCAAAGAUCUUAGGAACUUCAUCCUUGAGGGAGUUAAAAGUUCGAAAAACGUUCCGACGAGAUGUAAGGUCGAGGAGCUCCUUGAGAAGGAUGUGGACUGCAAAUCAUUUCUUCUUAUUAAUGAACGGUUCGAAAACCUACCACUUUCUAUUUGUUCUGAAGCUAUUUCUUCCUUACCAUCUGAAUUUAAAUCCUCUGAUUUACUCCCUACUCAUCUCUUCAUAUUAUCAUGGGCAUAUUCAGAAGAAGUCAAAGACAGUGAUAAGAAAUACGAAUUUGCAUAUCCCGAAAUCGAAUUUGUUGUUCCCCAUGCUCUACAUGUAUUGGAAUUAGAUCAUAACAGUCUUACUCUUCAUAGUGCAAAAAAGAAACAAAGUAGUGAUGGCGAUGAUGAUGGAGGAACAAACGACUUUAAUACUUUGUUAUUGAUAAUUAUCCCAAUGGACAGAUUCCAUGACAUGUUAACUUCCUUGGCUAGUCACGUGUAAAUAUACUGAGUUUGCAACUGU
Messenger RNA from Schistosoma intercalatum, 1041 nucleotides. The record is from the annotation of a GenBank genome assembly. Lineage: Eukaryota; Metazoa; Platyhelminthes; Trematoda; Strigeidida; Schistosomatidae.